Molecule: messenger RNA, 4391 nt
Organism: Limulus polyphemus (Atlantic horseshoe crab)
Lineage: Eukaryota; Metazoa; Arthropoda; Merostomata; Xiphosura; Limulidae
Gene: mbc
Product: dedicator of cytokinesis protein 1-like
Exons: 19
Biological process (GO): cell migration; small GTPase-mediated signal transduction
Cellular component (GO): cytoplasm; plasma membrane
Molecular function (GO): guanyl-nucleotide exchange factor activity; small GTPase binding
Source: RefSeq, a predicted model, not a curated record
ACUCAACGAAGGUAGAGGAAAGGAACAGUUUGAACUAAUUUUGCGACAGUUGUUAACAUCUAUUACUGCCAUGAUGACUUAUGACACAGAUAAAACUUUAACUGUUCAAGCAGCCUGUCUAAAGUAUAUUCCCUGCACGAUCACAGAUUUGCUUCUGGUGUAUGAUGCUGAGGAACUCAGCUACAUUAUGGUAUCUUUAAUAAGCAACAUUGCUCUGGAUCGACUUACCCCUCAGAAGAUGAAUUGCGUUAAUGAUAUCAUUUUCAGUGAUCUUUUCAAGAUUCCAGAAUGUCGCAAAAUUCUGUUGCCAAUCAUUAAUGAUCAUGUAUGUCGACUCCUGGAAAAGCAAGAAAGGAAGGAAGAAACAGAUAUUUGUGUGAAAAUUUUGAGUGACAUAUUAACAGUGUUACAUAAUCGUGGUGUAGAAGAGACUUAUCAGGAUAUAGCUGACCUCAUGCUCUCAGUCCUGCGGACAGUAAUUCAGAGUGUCAUUGCAAUGGAGCGGGAUCAAUCAUUGGUUGGUAACUUGGUGGCAGUAAUGCUGGCAAUCCUCAGACAGAUGACACCAGCACACUACAAUCAGUAUAUCAACCACUUUGUCACACGCACAGAUCUUAUUGAUUUUCUUAUGGAAAUUUUACUUGUCUUCCGUGACUUGGUUAGCAAGAAUGUCUACCAAAAAGACUGGAAUGAAAUGAUCAUGCUGCAAAACAGCAUUAUUUUAAAAGCUCUGAGGUAUUUUUCCCACACAUUGCGUGACUAUUUAACAAACCCAUUUGAGUAUCAGGUUUGGAACAACUUCUUUCAUUGUGCCAUCUCAUUCUUAACCCAAGAUGCACUACAGCUUGAGAAUUUCUUUCCAAAUAAAAGAAAUAAAAUAAUUUCAAGGUACAAAGAUAUGAGAAGAGAAACUGGAUUUGAAAUUCGUUCAAUGUGGUUUAACCUUGGUCAGCACAAGAUUCGUUUUGUCCCUGAAAUGAUUGGUCCUUUCCUGGAAAUGACUCUCAUUCCUGAAGCAGAGCUACGAAAAGCCACUAUUCCAAUUUUCUUUGACAUGAUGCAGUGUGAGUUUUACUUGCCUCGUGUCACCACCCUUUCAUACCAUGAUGAUAUUCAUAUCCAUAAUCGCGGCAUAAAAGGCAACUUUCAUGAGUUUGAGAAUGAGAUGAUUACAAAGUUGGACAUGCUUGUUGGAGGUGGAAGAGGAGAUGAACAGUACAAACAACUUUUCUUUGAACUUAUUGGUGGACUCUGUGAGAACCAUUCAACAAUGAAUGAACAAGGUAUCAAGUUUGUGAAGACAGUGGUAAGACUGAUGAAGAGGUUAUUGGAGUACAGAGACAUCAUAACUGAUGAAAACAAGGAAAACAGAAUGAUUUGUAUUCUCAAUCUUUUGGAGUUCUACAAUGAAAUCAAUCGCAAAGAGAUGUACAUACGUUAUCUAUACAAGUUGUGUAAUCUACACCUGGAUUGUGAAAAUUAUAUUGAAGCAGCAUUUACUUUAAAAUUACAUGCUGAAUUGUUAAACUGGUAUGAUAAGCCACUGCCUCAUAUUCUAAAAAAUGAAGAAUACCCUCACUGUGAGACCCAUCGAGAGCUAAAGGAACGACUUUAUUGUGAUAUCAUAAACUAUUUUGAUAAAGGAAAGCUCUGGGAGGCAGGUUUAACACUUUGCAAGGAGUUAGCCCAGCAGUACGAGAAUGAAAUGUUUGAUUACAAUCAACUUAGUGAUCUUUUAAAGCAAAUGGCUACAUUCUAUGAUAAUAUCAUGAAACAGGUUCGGCCUGAGCCAGAAUAUUUUCGUGUAGCCUACUUUGGACGAGGUUUUCCUGCAUUUCUGCAAAACAAAGUUUUUGUGUACCGUGGAAAAGAAUAUGAACGAUUGUCUGACUUCAGCAAUCGAUUGUUGAAUCAGUUCCCAAAUGCACAAAUAAUGAAUAAACUGGAUUCUCCAGGAGAGGAGAUAUCAGAAUCCUUACUGCAAUACUUGCAGAUCAACAAAAUUGACCCUGUAAUGCAGGAACAGGAUCGAUUUCAUGGAAAACUUGUCCAUGAUCAAAUUCUGAAAUACUACAAAGUAAAUGAGGUGCAGAAAUUUACCUACUCUCGACCUGUUCGGAAAGGAGAAAAGGAUUCUGAUAAUGAAUUUGCCACUAUGUGGCUAAAAAGAACUUACUUAGUAACAUCUUACCAUUUACCAGGUAUUCUUUGCUGGUUUCCGGUUACUAACUCUGAAGAUAUGGAGAUCAGUCCACUGGAGAAUGCUAUUGAGACCAUGGAGACCACCAAUCGUCGAAUUAGGGAUAUGAUUGUCCAACACCAUGCUGACCCAGCUCUCCCUAUUAACCCUCUUAGCAUGCUGUUAAAUGGAGUAGUUGAUGCAGCUGUUAUGGGUGGAAUUAUUAACUAUGAAAAGGCAUUUUUCAAUGAUGAAUAUUUGGAGAAAAACCCAACCAGAAGAGGCAAAGAAGGAAUACAGAAAUUGAAAGACUUAAUAGCUUGUCAGAUUCCAUUGUUAGAAGCUGGCAUAGCACUUCAUGGACAAAAAGCCCCAGAAAGCUUACAACCAUUUCAUGACCAUAUGGAGGAGUCUUUCAGCAAUUUACGGAAACAUGUUGAAGAAAAAUAUGGAAAACGGUCUUCACCAACAGAACUACAUGAGAGGAUAGCUGUUACCAUGAGACGCAAGAAAUCAUCAGUUUCUCAAGGCACUCCUAACAGUAAUCGUUCUUCAGAUGUCAGCCUCAAUUCUUCUGAACCAAGCAGAAAGACUCUGUCAACAAUUAGCUCUGCAAGCUCCACAAACAAGAUGGCUGCUACUCUAACCAGUCGUGCUCAGUCUGUGUGGGUGAAACCUGGCUCCCCAUCUCCUACUAAGACACAUGGGAAAAAGAAUAGAGAAAGUACCACCAUAACUUUGAGAAGAAGCUCAGGUGCUAGUGUAUCAUGUCCAUCUGAAAAUCAUUCGCACUCCCUUUGGUAUGACACAACAGGGAACAAAACAGAUGGACCUGUGAUAGAGCUUAGUGAACAAUUAACACCUCAUCGUCCCCUACGGUCAGAAGCAGACAAGAGGCUCAGUCGACCUUCCAGUGGGCACUUCAGAUCCAAAACUCCACAAUCUCAAACAAUCCAUUCGCCACCAUUGUUAACGUCAGAAGAAGUAGAUGAUAAACCACCACCUCUGCCCCAGAAACAAGCCUAUGCAGAUUAUACCAAUAUUACUGAUGAUAUGCAUAUGUCACCCAGGAAGAGCUCACUCUUUUCAUCUGCAAGGUUAAAAAAUAAGCCUCCACCACCACUACCUGUUAAAGCAGGAACACCACCAGCAGUUCCAAGAAAACCUAAGCGUCCACUUCCUGAGGCUCCAAUGUCUGAAACAGUUGAGCUUCCCAAAAAAUCACCACAGGUAUCUGAUAUAUCAGGAAGCUGAAAUUCCUAAGUUUAGUGCCUUCAACUGUCAAAUUUUGAUAUUAAUUUUUAGUAGCUUCAGAUGUCUAAUUAUUAUGUUUUGGAUAGUUUUAUUAAGGAACCAUGUUAUAUAUUAUAUUUGGAAUUUCAGACUGAUAAACUUUUAAAGGGUUUAGUACUUCAAAAAAAUGAAGAACAGAAUAUAAUUGUUUUCCAAUAAAGACAAGUCUGUAAAUGUCAAAUUAUACAUCGCGGUAUCACAAAUAUGAAUGGCUUGAUAAAGUAAGUUUUUUAUACUAUUUUUAUAUAAUCUUAAAUAUAAAUACUUGUUUGUUUGUUUUUACACAGCUAAUCUUUCAAGUAACUAUAUGUAAUAAGAAUCAAUGGCUAUUGUAAUAUAUCAUAUUCAUCAUUAAUAUUAUCAGAAUUUAAAAGAAAAUACUUGAUUCAAUAGUGUUUAGUGCCUCAAGACCUUUUCAGACUUCAAUAUAAAAAAAUUGAGGGAAUAUUCCCUUAUCUUAUAAUAACAAAACCUGAAGUUUGUAAUUUUAUUUCACACAAAGAUAUAAUAAUAAUCAAAGACAAGUGAAAAAGUGUCUGUGCAAUGAUUAUCUUACAAAACUGUACAAAAGUCAAGUAUUACAAAGUUCAUUGAUGUAUUUGGCUGUUGAGUUGAAUUAGAAACAUGUGGUAUUAGUCAACUAGUCAUGGAUUAAGUAAUGUUUUGAAUGAUUGUGGUUCUGACAUUAAUGAAAUUCACUGAAGCUUUUCUUCCUUAAUUUACAUUUGUUUUGGUGAGCUUAUCAUCAGUUAACCAUUCAGUUGUUUGUACUUCUGUUGAUUUGUCAUUUAUGGGUAUUACAUAUGUUGUUAAGCAGAUAUAAGUUUCUUACAACUUCUACACCAAAAUCUUAAUAUCAACAUAAAAAAGUAUCUGUGGAUAUGUAUAUUUAAGCCCAACAGUUUGUAAGUUAUUUUCA